ACAGUUGUGCUUAUCUUCGUUAUCGAACUGGAGCGUGCGAAUGGUGAUGAGCCGAUGACGGGAACCAGCGAGUCUGCGACGAAGACGUGAACAGCAGCCUUGCCACCGACGUCGUCCGCCACUCCGCGCUUCUUCUCUCGAAUCCGGCUCAGGUGCUCUGCCUCCGGCCCUCCGCACUAAGCCUCUGGCCGACUGGCCCUUCUUCACUGCUCAAUCAGGUGUUUGUGAGUGCUUAGUAACAUGGAAACUUUUUCCAAAGGUUGGAAGUGAGUUAAUUGGAUGCCCAGCUUUUUCGGGGGAGGAUUCCUGUGAGAUAGAGCUUUCAGGAGAGAGAAAAGAACAACACCAAACCGUCCAUUUGUCUAAACUUGCGGCUCGGAUUACAUAUUAUGCCAAUUAAAAAAGGCACAUGAUACGUGCGUGCAAAAAUAAAAAGGAGGAAACGUGCAUUGAGAAUCCAACUUAAGGGUAUAUUGGUAAAAGGCAGUUGUGAUUAAUUAGGGCGGUUGGGGCGCACGAAUUCCUCUAUAGCAACAAAUCCCGAUUAAUGUGCCGCUAUAUUUCAAAAAGAAGAGUUCCUUCCUUGUGCAGACUCCUACUCAGAAACGAACAGAGGUCGAAGAACUAAAGAAGGAAGGCGGCCACGAGCUGCGAAACUCUAGGUAGGCUUCGAAUGAGAAUGACAACCGCCAAUGAAAGCGAGCAUCAGGAAGUGCGAAGAGUGCUAUAGGUAGUAGAGAAGCAAAGUUGCAGGUGGUGAUGAACAAAGCAACCCAGUGCGAUUACUAUCUCAUGCACUAUUGCACUAUGUACAGUGACUCAAAAAGUGCGAUUACUAUCUCAUGCAACCCAGUUCAUCAUUCUCGCACUAAGCACAUUUACCUGAGAUUCCACUUCCUCAAAGAUCAUAUUGAAAAAGGUCAUUUGGACCUAUACUUUGUGUGCACUGAGCUGCAACUGGCUGAUCUAUUCACAAAAACUCUGGACGAGAAAAGAUUUCAGUUCCUGGUCUCUAAACUAGGAAUGCUGAAUUUGGAAUUUUGAUACCGUGCACAAGUAUAGGGGGAGUUUUUAGUUUAAGUUUUUCUUUAAUUUUAUUUUUUGUUGUGUCAUUUUUUUUGAGUCAGUUUCUUGAUCUGUUAGUCUGUUUCCCUAAAAAUGUGCAAACAUUAAGGGGGAACAAAAUUAGUCUGGUCUGAGUGCUACAAUUGAGGGGGAGUAUUUUAAUUUCUUUUAGUAUCCGCAAUUUUUGUCAUAAAUUAGAAAAUCACAAAAAUAUUUUUUCUCUUUUAUUUUGAGUCAGUCUAGGAAUUUUAGUCAGUUAAAUUGAGUCAGUUUCCAAAAUCAAAAAAAGGCAAAAAGAGUUUUUUUUCCGCUGAGUCACUGUCCAUCAUCUUGCUCACCGAUCAUCUUCUCAAAGCUUCAAAGGUUUUAUCUCCUUUUAUUUGCAUGCGUGUGUGAGUAAGUGUGUUUUGCAGGUAUUAAUCCAAGAACGACGAUGAGGAACCGGCUCAGACCACCGGAAUCCCACCUCGCCGUCGUCAACAUCUCUCUUCUCCGACAAUCUUCACCUUCUCAUCCUCAAAAUUUUCACCUCUGAUGACUGUCCCUUGUUUCUCAAAUCCAUAACCAAAAGGCUUUCAUAUUCACGCUCUUCGAAUUCUGAGAUUUCAAGUCUUCCGAAAUUCUCAGAUCCGAUAUCCCAAUCUCGAAACACGAACCAAGUCGAAUUCACCUUCCCGAGAUUCGCCGUUCCGAAAUCAUCCCUAUGCAAACCUAAAUCCGAGCACCCGAAAUCUUUCUCUUCGAAAUCCCUUUUUCUGAAAACCUUAUCUAAAAUUCUUUGACCUGAAUUCCCAUCCUGAGAUCUGAAAUCCUUAGUUUGACUCGGGAACCCGAAAUCUUGUCUGAAAUCUUUUGUCCCGAAAUCAUUCCUUCCAGAAUCCUUCAAUCCAAAAUCCCAUCCCUCGAAAUUCUCCUACCCGAAAUUCCUAAGACCCGAAAUCUUUAAAGACCAAGUCAUUCCAAAAGCAGAGCCCAUUUGAUCCUUAAACAAUCAUAGCCCAAAAUCAAUUUUUCUAAUCACAAGUGUUUUAAUUUGUGCACUACAGGCAAAAUGGCAUUCAUCACUGAGGAAGAAGUGUAUCCAAAGGACAGUUGGAUUGAAAUCAAGGACAACAAUUUUCUAAUAGACCCCACUACAUUCAAAUGCCAAGAAAAAGUGGUGGUAUCCAUUCUCAAAGGGCACCCAUUGUGGCAAGCACACAUCAUAUCUGCCAAAGUGCCCAAUAUCUACUUGCGAUAAUUCUGGGGCACAUUCACUUCUACAGAAAACACUCCUAUCCCCACAUUUCAAGCCCAAAUAGCCAACUCCACUGUUCAAAUCACCUAUGAUACCAUAACCCCAUCAUUUGACCCUUUUCCUGCUGAUAAAGACAUACUCACCGACAUUCUGAAGGUUGGCCACCCAUCUCCUUUGACCCAAUUUUCUGAAUUCUACGGCAACCUUCUACCCCGACCAUGGAGAACCCUAUUCUACAUCCUCAACAAGUGCCUCUCGCCAAAACAAUCUGGUCAUGAUCGCUGCAACAUUCACUUUCUCAAGCUAGUCCACGGGGUGAUAUUUUCAAAGAAUUAUGAUUGGGCACAGCUGAUCUGGAUGGAGCUUCUCGAACAACUCAAAUUAAGGAGAUACAACAGCAAGACCAAGUACAUCCCUCAUCAAUUUCAUGAAGACGGACUCCAACAUUCCAAGAAGACCAGAAGCAGAGUUGCUUGAACUUCCGAUGACGAAGUAUCUAAAGAACACUGAGGACAAAGUUCAAAUGCAUCCAAUGCCUAUUCCAGAGGUACUACUCAACCUUGCUGCUCCAAAUGAUCCGCAUGUCGCUGAAUACAAGAUUAGUAUCUCUUCUAUCCCUACGACGCAGUCAAACCCCACUGUGUCUACCCAAGGGACUUAUAGCCGAGUGGAAGUAAGGGUCCGAGAGUGACUAAACCAAAGAAGAGGGCAGGUGAGACUCAGUCCAAGAGAGCUGAUGUCUCCUCCUCUAAUGCUGUAAUUGUUACAUCACCAUCAGUCACUGAAAUACACUGAACUCAGCCCAUAGGUACAGGUUCUGACGUUGUCAUUUCCCAAGUAGAAGUCGCUACAUUGAGUUCAAUAGCGCAAAAUGAGCCAAUCCUAGACCACUCAACUGUCUCCCAACAGAUAGUUGUUUCAAUCCCACAAGGGGAACCCAUCAGUGAACCGCCCACACUGCUACCCAAUGCACGUUAGGUCAUGUAUCCACAUUCCCAGAAGUUUUAUCAUUCUCUAGGGCACAACCUUCUACAUCUGCACACACUGAUACAGGCUCAUUACCACCUAUCAUAACAACCAGAGGUAUGCCAAUGAUGGUUGGAAGUCCUGCCACACUGAUCUCCCCAGCAGGCCAUGGCACCGCUAUUCUUAGUGAUGCUGUGAGAACUGAUACUUCUUUUAGGUCAAGUUUUUCUUCCUUUGCUAGUUUAACUAGGAGGAUCUAAGGUCUGAACUUCUAUCCUUCAAGCUUUCACUCUUACAAGACCUACGUCCUGUAGUCCCAACAGGCGUAGCAGACCAAGGAUCACACCCAACUCCCUGCAUAGGAACUCUUCCAUCUACCAUCACACCCACCUCAAUAAUACCCACAUGCGCUCCAUCUACCUCUCACCCUGACCCAAAACAAAUGAACAUUCUUGAUUUAUCCGAGUACUUCCUUGAUAGACUCCUAUCUGAACCCAUCCUCCCACCUCACCUAAUUCAAGUACGAAACAUCCUAGCCCUCACCCCUCCAUUCAUCCCUACUACCACCUGCCGUGAUCAAGAACGCUUGCCUAAGCGUAAGCAUGAUGACACCUACGAUUCGGAUCAUCAUGACGGGGAGAAAAGGCAACAUGCUUGUGAGCAAACCACAUCUCAAUCCAUCAUUCCAUCCUCCACUAGCUCUGAACCAUCUACAUCUUUUCAGCCUAAACCCUCAAACUCUACCGCACCCAAUGACUCACUAGCCUUAAUCGUUUAUCAUCCUUUCGAGCCCAUAAACACUGAGCCAGGACUUUGUGUCCUCUCGAGAACUUCUAUAGGCUCAUCCUUCAUGGAUGUUGACCAAGGAUUGGAAGGAAGUCCUGACAAUGCAACAUAUGAAUCACCAUUGUCUUCAGGCCAUCGGAACAAGCUAGUCUCUAGUAUGAUGAAAACGAUAAGUCUUUGUGACUCCGGUGUUAUGUUACCCACUACUACUAUGAGAGAGAAACAUAUUCUUCUAAGUCCGUUUGUAUACCAAUUCCAGCUGAUCUACCAUCGUCAUCCAAGAAAGAAGGUUCAAAGAGAAAAGAAAGAGAUCUAAAAGAGAAAGCUACUGAUCUGAUAUAACUCGACUGGAUAGAAGAUAAUGAGAAGGACGAACUUCAAAAGAUGAACAAAGAAGAAGCUCUUAGCCAGCUGAAUUUCAUACGAGAAGUCAAGAAGACUGCUGCUGAAAACUUAAUGGGACUAGACUCUGAAGAAAUAGCUCAAGGAGAAUUCUACGAUGAUCCACUUCCUGAUUUUCACAUAGUCAAGGAUCUGAUCAAGACGCACCCAAAGAAAUUCAAUACAGAAGACAAUUUAGAGACACCUUGGGAAAACGUCAAGAUAAUUGUGCCAUAUCAAGAAGUUCUGAGACCCAGAAUUUGGAGAAGUGAAAAAAGAAUCAAGAAGAUUGACGAGCUAGAACUCAGAGGACUUGAACAUUUAGAAGGAACUGCUGCUUCCGGACAUAUAUGGAUGCUACGAAACAUGCCUGCCGAUCAGAAUGAUCCUUAUGGACACCGCAAAAGAUUAGUCAAGCAUUUUGAUUCUAUGAUCAUUGCUAUUCGAGCUAUUGAGAUACAUCAUAUUGGAAAAGAUACGUUCUAUCCAAUUUAUGAGUUUGAACGACAAAACGGCAUAAUCCAAAGAGCAUCUGAAGCUGACCUGUACUACUUAGUUUCUACUGAUUUGAUUCAAUUAUUCUACGAGUACAGAUACGUCAACUUUAGAGAACUUUCUCAAAAGGACAAAGAUCUAGGCCUUAAUGCACUCAAGAGAUUCAUGAUGAGACAAGUCAAAUACUAUUCACUCUUCGAUUUGCAAAUGGCCAUAGAAAACAAUUUUCCAAAAGUGAACAUGUCUGCACCAAGAAAUAGAGCUCCCUGAGUCGAGAAUUUUGAAGAAGGCACCAUUGUCACACAACCAGAGAUAGGACUGAUCUACAAAGACUACAAAGGCAUCAAGCGAGUCCUACUCAUGAAUGAAAUUCAAAAAUAUUGUGAUGGUACACUGAGAAUCAUAGAAGACCAUUUGGGAGAAGCUGCACUGAAGCUACAAAAUUCUGAAGAUCCAGUUGACCCAGUCCAGAUUGCUCUUAUUGCAGAUUUUCACGAAGCUGUAGGAGUUAGACUUGAUUUCAGAAGUACCCUCAGACAUUAUGAAGUCAUCCUAGGCUAUCGGAAGUCAUUGUACAAGACUCAGAGAUAAUCCGUGCUCCAUCAACAUUUGAAUACAAAGGGGGAGAAUGUUAGAAUAUUAUUUUAUUGUGUUCAAAUUAAUUGUAAUUUAAUUAAUGAGUCUUUGUAUUUAAUUAGAUUAGCUGAGAGAGAAUUAGGUCUGAUUUAAAAGCACUACAUAGCCCACACGCACGGCCCAUAUUAUUUCCUAAUUGUAAUAGGGCUGAUCAAGUCUCUCACCUAUAAAUAUAGGAUGAGAUGGCCGAAUCAGCUCUGGAAGUCUCUACACAUUCUAUUCCGCAUAUUAUUCUCUGUAGAGCCAGUAGACUAGAAUUUCUCUCUCUAGCUGAUACGUUCGAGUACUGUGUAAUUGUUCUUCAUGACUACAUCAUUCUAUAUACACGGUAUACAUUAUUAAUGAAAUUUCUCUUCUACUGUUUUAAAUACUAUUCAAUAUUAUUAGAUUAUUCGACUGUUGUAUCUGGGCAUAUCUCACACAUGGAGUUUGCACACGAUCUGCUACCGAGAAUGAAUGUCUGUUUUCCUAUUUCCUAAGUCAAAUUGAGUCUACUCAUGUCACUGAAGCGUUAGUUGAUCCUGAUUGGAUAAUCGCCAUGCAAAAAGAAAUCAAUCAGUUUGAGAGACUGAAAGUCUAGUCACUUAUGUCUCGUCCCCCUGGAAAAUCAAUCAUAGGCACUAAGUGGAUCUUCAAGAAUAAGAAAGAUAAGGACAUGAUCUUGAUUCGUAAUAAGGCCCGUCUGGUUGUGAAAGGUUAUAAUCAACAAGAAGGCAUCGACUACAGUGAGACGUUUGCUCCAGUUGCACGCAUUGAAGCCAUCCGACUGUUCAUGGCUUAUGCUGCACACAAGAACUUCACCAUCUAUCAAAUGGAUGUCAAAACAGCAUUUCUAAACGGGAUCUUGAAAGAAGAAGUUUAUGUUGAUCACCUGGAAAGAUUCAUCAGUGAGAAAUAUCCAGAUUACGUCUAUCGUCUCGAUAAAGCUUUGUAUGGAUUCAAACAAGCCCCGAGAGCUUGGUAUGAGGAAUUAUCUUAUAUCCUGGUUGACUCUGGCUUCUCUAAAGGAACGAUUGAUACUACUCUAUUCAUUAAGCGUCAUGGAUCUGACAUCAUCUUGGUCCAGAUCUACGUUGACAGCAUCAUUUUUUGUUCCACUGAUCGGGCCUUCUGUACUGCAUUUGGAAUUCUGAUGCAAUCUAAGUUCGAAAUGAACAUGAUGGGUGAAAUGAAUUUCUUUCUUGGACUGCAAGUUAAACAACUGCCUGACGGAAUCUUUAUUCAUCAGUCCAAGUACAUUCAUGAUUUGCUGAAGAAAUACGGUCAAGAAAACAGCACUCCUGUGAAAACCCCGAUGACUCCUGCCUGCAAGCUUGAUACUGAUCCAUCGGGAAAGUCUGUUAAUGUUACCACUUAUAGGGGAAUGAUUGGUUCAUUGUUGUAUCUGACCUCGAGCCGACCUGCUAUUAUGUUUGCUACUUGUCUCUGUGCUCACUUUCAAGCAAAUCCAAAGGAAUCCCAUCUGUUGGCUAUGAAACGAAUUCUGCGUUAUCUGAAAGGAACUCCUAAUCUUGGACUCUGGUAUCCUACGGAGACUGCAUUUGAUCUGAUUGCAUUCACUGAUGCCGAUUUCGCUGGGUGUAAAUUGGAUAGAAAGAGUACUGCUGGUAGUGCUCAAUUUCUUGGAGAAAAGCUGGUAUGUUGGUCCUCAAAGAAGCAAAAUUAUGUGUCUACAUCUACAGCGGAGGUUGAAUAUGUUGAUGCUGCUAGUUGUUGUACACAUGUAUUCUAGAGUGACUUUGGAUUCUACUUUGACCACAUUCCCAUCUACAGUGACUCAAAAAGUGCGAUUUCUAUCUCUUUCAACCUUGUCCAUCAUUCUCGCACUAAGCACAUUGACCUGAGAUUCCACUUCAUCAAAGAUCAUAUUGAAAAAGGUCAUGUGGACCUAUACUUUGUGUGCACUGAGCUGAAAUUGGCUGAUCUAUUUACAAAAGCUCUGGACGAGAAAAGAUUUCAGUUCCUGGUCUCUAAACUGGGAAUGCUGAAUUUGGAUUUUUAAACCGUGCACAAGUAUAGGGGAGUUUUUAUUUUUUGUUUUUGUUUUUAUUUAAAUUUUUGUUGAGCCAGUUUCUUGGUCGGUUUUCCUAAUAUGUGCAAACAUUGAGGGGGGGGGGGGGGGGGGGGGGGCAAAGUUUGUCAGUCUGAUCUGAGUGCUACAAUUGAGGAGUAUUUUAAUUUCUUUUAGUAUCCGCAAUUUUUCUCAUAAAUAAAAAAUCACAAAAAUAUUUGUAUUUUAAUUUGAGUCAGUUUAGGUUUUUUUUGUCAGUUAAAUUGAAUCAGUUUCCAAAAUCAGAAAUUCCAAAAAGAGUUUAGUUUUUCUUUUUCGCGGGUACAUAAAGGCUGAACCGUUUCGUCAUCAUCUUCCUCUCACUUUCUAAAUUCAUAACAAAGCACUCAACGACCUUUCUUCUUCAUCACCGAGUUUUUCUUCUCAAAGAUACUUCAAGGUUGGCAUUUUCUUCUUUGUACUUUUGCAUGUGUGCGUGUGUAUUCUGUUUGCAGGUUCACCAAGAAGAAACGAAGUGGAGGAAUCCGGAAAUAACCACCGGAAACCUCCCUCCCCGUCGAUGGUCAAAACCAUCUCACCAACUUCCACCCUUUGAUCCAAAGAGCCUCCAUAGCCAAGAAGCUUGACAUCUGUUAGUACCCAAUUUUGAUAGAUUUUGAUGAUGCCACUACACUUAGCACGUGUACAUUGUAUCUCAAUAUUGUUCGUAUGUUAGCAUUCAAAAUUAUGUGAUAAAAUAAAAUGUACAAUUUUUGAGUCAAUUUGAAUAUUACCAGAAAAAUUAAAAUGCAAUAAGGUAAUUUUUAUUUACCUUAAUAGGAUAUUUAGAUCCUACCGGUAUAUAUUAUUUUAGCUCAAAAGUUAACUAUAUGUCACAUUAUUAAAGAAAAGAAGCUCGGAAAUUAUAUACAUUGAAUGUAUAUGAUUGAAGACAAAAAAUUGACUGGCAAUUAAUACAUGAGACCGGAGCAUAGGACGUAUGUAUUAUUAUGAGAAGAUUUUCCGAAGAGAUGCUUCAGCGGCUGAGAUACUCAAGACAAAUAAAUCAUCCCAAAUAAAUGCUCCAGCACAAGAAGACGAAUGUACAAUUCGUCCUUGCAAGAAUUUCAACGUCAGAGAUUAAUUCAUCCUAAGCAACGGAUGAGAUUAAUCCAAAGGAGAAGCUUAUAAAUAUAGGCUGAAACGAAAGUUUCUAACCAAGCUUUGAGCAUCCAAAGAGAGAAAUUCUUU
This is a messenger RNA of Cuscuta europaea, 8807 nucleotides long. NCBI's taxonomy places the organism in Eukaryota, Viridiplantae, Streptophyta, Magnoliopsida, Solanales, Convolvulaceae. The record is from the annotation of a GenBank genome assembly.